GGUAGAUAUGUAUUUUGCCAAUUACGUAUCCAAUUGAAACACAUCAAAUCAUAUCUGUAACAGACUUUCUGUGAGUUUAAAUGGGUUUAAGAAAUGCAUUAUCUGUCUUACUAAAGAGGGACUUUUAUUUUGACGGGUGUUGUAGUCUACAGGGAAGGAAAGGGAGAGCACGCAGUUCAAGUUCAUCAGAGUUGUGUCGCAGAUAACGUUUGCAACUUUAAGCACCCCCCGAAAAUGCAUAAGCUCUUACGGUGAUUCUUGGAGUCUUACGGUGAUUUUUGAGUGAAAACGGACUCAAUAAACUUCAUUAACAUCAGUAAAGCUUGGGCCAUCAUUCGGGCGGGGUCUGCUACAGUAAGAGCUUUACCUUCGCUGGUUAAGAUCCUCGAUGCACGUGCAUGCUCACGAUGGCAAUGUGACGGAUUGCUGCACGUCGGAAUCAGCGUGAUGGUCUACGGAGCAGAGUCGCUGUAGUCAACGAGUUCACUAUGGAAAUGGAUACGGACGAACCGGAUUCUGAAAGCCUGCUUCAGACGGAUAUUGAAGGUGAAAAGGAUAAAAAUGAAGCAGUUAAAAAUAAGGAUAAAGAUAAACCUGAAUCUCAGUGUCAAAAGCAAGACAGUAAAGAACUCACUCGACGUUCAGAACGUCCGCAUAUGCCCACGGAGAAAAUGCUUGCUUAUCAGAAAGAUGAAUGCUGUAAGAAAGAAAAAAGAUUAAACACUUUGUAUGAGCAAUGGAAGAUAGAAGCUCGUAAAGCAAGACAGAGCUUAAAAACUGACAUAACUGAUAAACAGCUGGCUGAAAUGGCUGACUCUAUUGAGGACAAAAAAAAUAAUAUUUUGAAACUCUUCAGUGACAUAAGGGAACAUGUUACACCUACUGCAGAUUUAAGACGAAAAAUUGAUGCAUGUGAAGCUGUGACCAAUGACAUAAUCAAAAUAGUGCUUGAAAGAAUGGCAAUUGUAGAUGGCGAAUUUGAUGCAGAAAGAGAAAGGGGCAGGCUGCGUGAACUUUUAGCACAUAGUUAUGCUCGCUCUAUAUAUGGUUCCAGUGCUUCAAAAACAAGUGUCAGUAGCCAUUCCAGAUCCUCUAGUGCAACAAGCAAACGUGCAGAUGCUGCAGCAGAACUGGCUGCAAAAGAGGCUGAAUAUAAGAUGAUGCAAACAGAAAGGCAACAAAAGGAAAAAAUAAGAACUUUAGAAGAGCAACUCAGAAGAGAGUUAGAAACUCAAAAGUUUGAACUGGAACGGCUGCAGGUAGAAAAGGAUAUAGAGGUUGCUCGAGCCAGAAUAAAAUCCUAUGAUGAAGAAAUAAAACAAGAGACAAGAAGUCAGUCAAUACCGAAUGAUCAUCAAGGGCAGAGAAAUGAAAUGUUACAUCAUUGCAGUGUUGUUCAGUCAACACCUCUCAGUGAAGUGUCCCAUCUUGCUCAGGCAGUUCAGGACAGCAUAGCCAUCAACAGGUUACCCAUACCCGAGCCUUCAGUGUUCAAUGGAGACCCAAUUCAGUUUGUGGACUGGAAAGCCUCAUUUAUGUCACUUAUAGAUAGAAAAGGCAUCUCUGCAGCUGAUAAACUCUAUUAUUUGAAAAAGUAUGUCAGUGGCUCAGCACACAAAUAUCUUGAAGGCACCUUUUAUCGUAAUGAUGAAGAAGCGUACAAAGAUGCUUGGAACAAGCUUAACCAAAGAUACGGGCAGCCAUUUGUCAUUCAAAGAGCAUUCCGUGAAAAGCUGUCAAAGUGGCCAAGAAUAUCAUCCAAAGAUGCAGAAGGCCUGAGAACAUUUUCAGACUUCUUAAAUGCCUGCCUGCAAGCCAUACCUCAUGUUAAAGGCCUGGAAAUAUUAAACGACUGUGAAGAGAAUCAAAAGCUGGUACAGAAACUUCCUGACUGGGCAGCCUCCAGGUGGAACCGCCAAGUCACAACAUCACUUAUGGAUGGCAAGGAAUUUCCAAGCUUUCAAGACUUUGUAAAAUUCAUGUCAACUGAAGCAGAAAUAGUGUGUAAUCCUAUCACUUCUCUACAUGCUCUUCAUUCAUGCGAGUCACCUCAUGAGAGAAGAAUCUUAAAUGAAACCAAAAGAAACAAGGCGAUUGUCUUCAAAACACAAACAACAGAAAACAGUGACAAACAGACAAUGGCUAAAGGACAGUUAAAAACACCAUGCAUGUUGUGUCAAGAUGACAGCCAUCCACUCUGUAAGUGCCCAGAAUUCAUGGUAAAGUCUCUGAAAGACAGAAGGUCCUAUGUCAAAGACAACAAACUCUGUUUUGGGUGUAUGAAACCAGGUCACUGUGCUAAGGAUUGUCGGCAUCGCCACACAUGUGAUGUAUGCAAACUGCGACAUCCCACAUGUCUUCAUGACUACAACUAUGAGAAUAACGGAAACAGAAAGCAACCAACGGUUAGCAUGGAGCAUGCACGUGAGAGUGAGAUUACAGAUGCCAUAUCACUUAAUAACACAAGACAAGGUCGUUCAGUCAUUACAUCCAUGAUUGUACCUGUGUGGGUGUCGUCCAUCAAAAAUCCAUCCAAUGAACAGCUUGUCUAUGCUUUGUUAGACACUCAGAGUGACACCACUUUCAUUGAUGAAGAAGUGAGUAAUACACUGCAAGUGGAUUCUCAGCCAAUAAAACUCAAACUUACCACCAUGAUGGGAGAUAGUAUGAUAAUUAAAAGUAAAAGAGUGUCUGAUCUUCGUGUGAGAGGGUACAAUUCAUCAGUACAUAUCAAUUUGCCUCCAGUAUACACCAAGGAGUGUAUUCCUGUAAAUCGUGAUCACAUACCAACACAGGAAACGGCAAAGAACUGGAGUCACUUGAAGGUAAUCACAGACGAAAUGUCACCUCUUCUCAGCUGUGAAGUAGGUUUACUUAUUGGCUACAACUGCCACAGAGUGCUAGCUCCCAGGCAAGUUAUACUAGGAAAAGAUGAUGAACCUUAUGCUAUUCUAACUGACUUAGGAUGGAGUGUUGUGGGCUGCUCCACACCAGGUAUCAACGGAUCAACAUCAGUCAGUCUGUGUCACAGAAUAGCCACAAAGGAGAUUCCAGCUUUGACACCUAUGGAUGCCAUCCGUGUACUCGAGUCGGACUUUAAGGAUGUCACAGCAGAUGAAAAGACAAUUUCUCAGGAUGAUAUUGUGUUCCUAGACAAACUCAAAGAAGGUAUAAAAAAAAAUGCUCAAGGACAUUAUGAAAUGCCUCUUCCGUUCAAACAACGGCCAUACUUACCUGAUAACAGAGAGCUUGCCAAGGUCAGACUCAAUCAUUUGAACAAGAAAUUCUGUAGAAACUAG
Molecule: messenger RNA, 3299 nt
Organism: Carassius auratus (goldfish)
Lineage: Eukaryota; Metazoa; Chordata; Actinopteri; Cypriniformes; Cyprinidae
Exons: 2
Coding region: 489-3299 (936 amino acids)
Molecular function (GO): zinc ion binding; nucleic acid binding
Source: RefSeq, a predicted model, not a curated record